CGAGGGCGAGGAAGCUGAGGGAGACACCCAAACCAAUCCCGUUACAGAAUUUUUUUCUUUGGUCUCCUCCUGCUGUUGUCCUCAGCUGCAUAUCCAAUACGGCAGCAACGCCUACGUCCACAUUUUAAUAAUCAGACAAUCAUCAGUGACUGGCUGCAGCCUGCUGUUCAGAUGCUGGGAGACAAGGCUCACGGUGUGACUUUGAAGGUUAUGGAAUACACGUAUGAUGACGAUCUGGAAGAAUUGUGUCCUGUAUGUGGAGACAAGGUGUCCGGAUAUCACUACGGGCUGCUCACCUGUGAAAGCUGCAAGGGCUUCUUCAAAAGGACAGUGCAGAACAACAAGAGAUACACGUGUGCUGAAAAUCAGGAGUGUAAAAUUGACAAGACUCAGAGGAAGCGAUGUCCUUUCUGCCGUUUUCAAAAAUGCCUCAACGUCGGUAUGCGACUAGAAGCGGUGCGUGCAGACCGCAUGCGUGGGGGAAGGAAUAAAUUUGGCCCCAUGUACAAGAGGGACAGGGCCUUGAAGCAGCAGAAGAAGGCUUUGAUACGCUCCAACGGCUUCAAAUUGGAGAGUGCGGCCCCUCCGUCCACCUCCCCUCUCCACACCGACUACGGCUUCAGCGGCACUCUCAACAGCAUGCCCGCCCUCCCCAAAAGCAUCCUACCCUCCACCCCCGGCUCCAUUACGCCCACAGACUACGAGGCAAACAUUUAUGCCACCCCAUCCCUAGGUAUGCAGUCCCACGUCCCCCUUAGCGGCCAGUACCAGUACACAGCCUUCCCCAGCAGGGUCAUCAAAGCCGAGUGCCCCGACUACACCAGCUCGCCCGAGUCUCUCACGGGAUACGCCUACCCAGAAAUGUACCCCUCCGCCUCGCCGCAGCCCCCAACCCUGCCGCCGCUGGUGCUGGAGAUGCUGCGCUGUGAUCCGGACGAGCUGGUGGUGCGGAACAAGAUCGUCUCUCAUCUGCAACAGGAGCAGAGCACUCGAGGUCGGCUGGAGAAGCCCAGCGCCUUCAGCCUCAUGUGUCGCAUGGCAGACCAGACCCUCUUCUCCAUAGUGGAAUGGGCCCGCAGCUGCAUCUUUUUCAAGGAGCUCAGGGUGGGGGACCAAAUGAAGCUGCUGCACAACUGCUGGUCUGAACUUUUGGUCCUGGAUCACAUUUUUAGACAAGUGCAACAUGGAAAGGGAGACAGUAUCCUGCUGGUUACUGGCCAAGAGAUCGAGCUGGCUUCUCUUCUGUCUCAAGGUGAGGCAACUCUGUCAAGUUUGGUCCAAAGAGGACAGGACCUUGCUGUAAGGUUGAGGCUCCUGCAGGUGGACCGUAGGGAGAUUGCCUGUCUGAAAUUCCUGCUCCUAUUCAACCCCAAUGUGAAGCUGUUGGAGAACCAGGCAUUUGUGGAGGGUGUCCAGGAGCAGGUGAACGAAGCUCUGCUGGAGUACACCAUGACCACUUACCCUCAAUUUCAGGAGAAGUUCGGCCAGCUGGUGGUGCGACUGCCAGAGCUACGCUCCCUCAGCACACAGGCUGAGGAUUAUUUGUGCUACAUGCAUCUGAGUGGCGAGGUGCCCUGCAACAACCUGCUGAUUGAGAUGCUCCAUGCUAAGCGAGCAUGUGUGUGAGGAAUGCAGACGACUUGUUUUCACCGUGUUGUGUGUUUUGGUGAGACUAUGUAUGGGAUCAACAAAUCAGCAAUGAAAGUGGACUUACAUGCCAGCUUACCUUUGUGAGCAUUUUUAUAGCCAGAGAGAUUCUUGCAGGUUUCAUAGAGCCCCAUCUGCGUUCCAGAUUGUUUUGAGCAUUUAACAUAAAUAUUUGUAUCUUUAUGUGACAAUUUUCGAAUGACAUCAAAUCUCGUGGCAAUGAACAUUAUCCAUUUCCCCAACUCCAAUGAAUGAAAGGUUACCAACAGAAUGUACCCACCCGCUUACAACUAAGCACAGUCAAUAUUGUAAUGACAAUGUUCAAGUUGUCAGAUGCUGAAAGCACUAUUCUAUUGGUUAACUUGUACUAUGUGCUGACUGUCACAUAGGAUGGCACCAUUAGCCUGGAACCAUCUUAUGAAUGAUGGGCUGGUGAUUAACGCUGCACUUUUUAUGACAGAUUUUAUAACCUCUUUUUAAGAAACGGAAUGUUGGCGUAUCCUUUUUUUAAAUAAUCAAGAAAAUAAAUGAGGACAUUCUCCAUAGAAUGUGCAGUUACAUUUGGUCACACUGUGUAAUUAAUAUAGUUUGAUUCCACUCUAUUUAGAUAUAGAUAUAUAGUAAUAGAAUAUUACUAUAUAGAUACCACAAGAAAGAGCUGUUCAUCAAAUGAAAGAAAAGUAGGAUACAGCCAGUAAAAUAAAUAAAAACUGGGCUUUUUUUCUUACAUUCCUAUUGUUCAAUAAGACAACAUUGCGAGAAUAUAAACAGGUUACAAAAUGUCAAUGUUUUAAUUUAGAUUUUCAAAUGAAUUUUGCAUACUGUUCUACAGUGUGCCAAAAGCAAAAUAAACAUCAUUAAGACUCAAGUGCCAAUUAGUUCUUAUGGAAAGUGAAUCGUGAUUCAUUUAAUGUACAGUGCCAUGGGAUUUUGGUUGUGCCCACACUUGAUAGUGUAGUGACAUGAAAACACGACAAGUCAGCAAUGUGACGUCACAUAACUAUAUUUUUCUGUGUCUGUAUCAGCAUCAAGCUCGUUAAAGGAAGACAUUUGGAAAUUCCAGCAUAAAUGCAGCUGAUGGGUAUGCUUUAAUUUUUCAUUCAGAAAGGUUUUAAUACGAAUGUCUUUGUCUCUAUCUGUUAUGUACUAGUGCCGGUAUUUACACAGAACCAGACUAUCAUCGAAAUUGAACAUUUUCACCUUUAUAAAAUAAUGUCAAACUGUAACUCACAUUAUUUGGUUGUUGGUUUUAGACACUGCCGAUGUCCUGUUGCCUAAAUAUUUAUUGUCUUAUUAUAUAUUUGUCUGCUGCAAUAUUUUCCAAUAUAACAGCUUACGUACUGAGCAGUUUAAUGUCAGUCUAACGACAAUUUGGAUCGUACUGAAAAUCUGAGUAAUGGGUCUAAGAGAACAGUGUCUGUUCUUGGUAUAGAUCAGUGUGGUACCUGUGAAACUUACUGUGUUGAAAGGUAAGCUAGACUCGUACGUAAAAAAACAAAGGUGACUUAUGCUCUGGGCACACAUAAGAGCACAUUCAAAGACAACAAUAUAUGACUUUUUCAGUAAUUGGGAAAAAGACAAAGAUGAAAAAGUGUAAUAUCACGUUCACUGUAGACAUUUGAAAAAUCUCCUUGAACUAAUAGAAGUCUGAAAUACAGUAUCAUUAUAGACAAUCGUGAAGUCUGCCUUAAUGUGAAUGUCACCCACAGACACAAAAAGACAAACACAAAGCGCACCUUGAUUUUAUUGAGGCAGUUGAUUGUUAUCAUGGUGUACAUGGUGUAUAUUUAUGUUGUGAAGUGACAAAAUUACAAUUCAUUUAACUAAAGUUCUCAGCCUUUUUUCAGGGCUAUUUGCUACUGAUGUGAAAACAAAUUCUCUUGAUAUUGCUUUUGUUUUUGUCCUUCAACUCUUGUUUUCCUGUGUAGGUUGACAGUCUGUUCUAUGUUAGUGUUUUCCUUCCAAAAGAGACAAUGACCAACCAAAGCAUUUUGUUUUGUUUCAAUUUUAUUGUAAUAGUAUCACACCAAUAAAAGUCAAUGACAUAAAGCUGCA
Messenger RNA from Syngnathus acus (greater pipefish), 3702 nucleotides. RefSeq names its product nuclear receptor subfamily 5 group A member 2-like. Gene Ontology annotation, cellular component: RNA polymerase II transcription regulator complex. Gene Ontology annotation, biological process: hormone-mediated signaling pathway; tissue development; regulation of transcription by RNA polymerase II. The coding region runs from base 172 to 1626 and encodes 484 amino acids. The record is from RefSeq and is a predicted model, not a curated record. Lineage: Eukaryota; Metazoa; Chordata; Actinopteri; Syngnathiformes; Syngnathidae. Gene Ontology annotation, molecular function: RNA polymerase II cis-regulatory region sequence-specific DNA binding; nuclear receptor activity; zinc ion binding. The transcript has 7 exons.